This is a messenger RNA of Arabidopsis thaliana (thale cress), 1424 nucleotides long. It is a transcript of the gene SYP81, whose product is annotated as syntaxin of plants 81. Bases 560 to 1300 code for a protein of 246 amino acids. Gene Ontology annotation, biological process: vesicle-mediated transport; membrane fusion. Gene Ontology annotation, cellular component: membrane. The transcript has 6 exons. NCBI's taxonomy places the organism in Eukaryota, Viridiplantae, Streptophyta, Magnoliopsida, Brassicales, Brassicaceae. The record is from RefSeq and is marked reviewed.
GGAUUUCUCACUUUAUUUUAUUUUUUACGAAACAGAAAAAAAUGAAAGGCCUUUUUCUCUCUCUCUCUCUCUCUUCUCGCUUCUCUUCUCCUCUCCGAUCUUCUCUGUGACCCUCUUCUUCUUCGAUUUCCUUUGGGUUUCUUCUCCGAAUCGCCGGAGAAAAAAACCCUUCUUUGAAUCUAAAGAGACUGUUUUUUUGAAGCUAUUGACUGAUUGAUUGAUAAGGAAGAAUAAGCAUUGAUCGAUCUGAAUUUUGGGUACAAGAUGUCGAGAUUCAGAGACAGGACGGAGGAUUUCAAGGAUUCUGUUCGGAAUUCCGCUGUUUCGAUAGGUUAUAAUGAGUCUAAAGUGGCAUCAACAAUGGCGUCUUUUAUUAUACAUAAGCCAAAGGAGAGAUCGCCUUUCACGAAAGCUGCUUUCAAAACGGUACCUUUAGUGAUUCAGCAUUUUUAUCUGAAAUAUGUUUGUUGCAUUAUUGAAUGAUUCUGAUGUGGUGUUGCUACCAACUUGUCUAUGUUGGUUGAUUUAGCUUGAUAGCAUCAAGGAGUUGGAACUGUUUAUGUUGAAGCAUCGAAAGGAUUAUGUUGAUCUGCACCGGACUACAGAACAGGAAAAGGAUAGUAUUGAACAAGAAGUUGCUGCUUUUAUUAAAGCUUGCAAAGAACAGAUCGAUAUUCUCAUAAACAGUAUUAGAAAUGAAGAAGCAAACUCCAAAGGAUGGCUUGGCCUCCCCGCAGAUAACUUCAAUGCUGAUUCUAUAGCACACAAACAUGGAGUGGUUUUGAUUCUGAGUGAGAAACUUCAUUCAGUCACUGCCCAGUUUGAUCAGCUUAGAGCUACUCGUUUCCAAGAUAUUAUAAACAGAGCUAUGCCGAGAAGAAAACCUAAGAGGGUCAUAAAGGAAGCUACCCCAAUUAAUACAACUCUGGGAAAUUCGGAGUCCAUAGAACCGGAUGAAAUCCAGGCCCAACCUCGUAGAUUACAACAACAACAACUUCUAGACGAUGAAACACAAGCCCUUCAGGUAGAGCUAAGUAAUCUUUUAGAUGGUGCUAGGCAGACAGAAACUAAGAUGGUGGAGAUGUCUGCAUUAAACCACUUGAUGGCAACUCAUGUUCUGCAGCAAGCCCAACAGAUAGAGUUUCUUUAUGACCAGGCAGUUGAGGCAACAAAGAACGUGGAGCUUGGAAACAAAGAGCUUUCUCAAGCAAUCCAACGAAACAGCAGCAGCAGAACCUUUCUCUUACUGUUUUUCUUCGUCCUUACUUUCUCCGUCUUGUUCUUGGAUUGGUACAGUUAAAAAACCAUUCUCCAACAACAACUUCACACAGUUUUUGUAGAUUUUGAUUGUUAACUAUAAAUUAUGAAAAUUUGGAAAUGGGUUUAAAUGUUAAAACAAAAAUAAUGAGACUUUGGAAGGUACA